AUGUCAUUGAAAAGUGAAAGUAAUAUAAAUUAUAGAAAUGAAUAUGUUUACAAAUAUAACAAUCCUCCUAAUCAAUCAAAUUUUAGUUCACAUAUGGAUAAUAAAGGAAGUAAGCUUCCAUUAAGCUCAUCAUAUAAAACUUAUUCAAAAGAAAACUUAUAUAAAAUACAUUUAAAUUCAAAAGAAUUUCAAAAUGAUAUAGAUAAUAAACAAGAAGGAAAUGAAAAUAAAGGAUAUGAAAAACGAAAUAAUGAAGAAUAUAUAUUGGGUAGAUAUGUUGAAGGUGGAGAAUAUUAUAGUAAUGAAAAACAAAACUAUUAUGAUGAAACUGCAAAUGAUAUAAUAAGAGAAGAUGUGGAAUAUUAUAAUGAUGAAACAGAUAAAUAUUUAAAUAACCAAACGAACGAAUAUUAUCAUGAUAAUGAAAAAUACAGUAAUGAGAAUAGUAAUCAGAUGACAAAUGAAACAAACAAUAUUUUUUAUGAACAAAAUAUAGAAAAUGAUAAUAAUAGAGAAAAUAAAGAAAGUGAAUAUAAUUCGAAAAACGAAGAAUUUCCAAAUAGUAUAAAAGAUUCUAAAAAUAAAAAAAAUAAGCAAUUUUCUAAGAAUCAUAUUUUGAAUAACUUAACCUCAUCUAUGUUCAAUACACAUAAUACAAAAGAAGUAAAAAGGAACAAAUUAAAUAAUAAAAGAGAAAAAAGAAAUUCAAAAAAUCUUAAAAAUUCAGUGUAUUCAAAAACACCAAGAGAAAAAGAAAAUAGCAUACAUGAAAAAUUAACUGAUGAAAAAAAUGGUAAAAAUCAAAAAAUGUUUUCUAACACACAUAAUAGUUCAUCUGUUUGUGAAAACAAAAAGAAAAAAAGAGAUAAUAGUGAAAAAAAAUUAAAAAAUUUAUUUUACAAAAAUUCUAGGAAAGGUAAAAAAAAUCAUGGAAAAACAAAAGAAUUGAGUGUUUAUGAAAUGAAAGGAUAUAUUCCAACUUCAUUUGAAAAUAAUGAAGAAAAAAAAACAGAAAAUAAUAAUAAAGAUAAUAAAACUAAGAAUAAAAAUAAAAACGUAUACUUCGUUGAUAACAAUGCAAAUCAUCAUGCAAUGUAUGAUGGUGAUCAAUAUAAGCAAUUUAAUUAUGGUAAUAAUUUAUAUAAUGAUCAAAUGUUAAAUAUACAAGAGCAAAUUCAAGAACCUUAUAACAAUACGAUAAAUGGGAUAAGAACAACAAAUGAUAUUCAUAUUUAUCCUAAUAACAAUGGAAUUUUUAUUAAUAAUGAUAUAAGUCCCACUAGUGUAAGUUAUGAUCCUUCUAUAAGUUGUAAUAAUGUAAAUAGAGAUGCAUUUUUCGUUCCUCAAGAGAAUGUUUAUAUGAAUGAAUCUCAUAAUGUUACUGGUAUAAAAAAUGUUAUUCAUAAAUUACCAUAUAGUUCACCUUAUGGAAUAAUGAAAACAAAAAAUGAGUUUUUUAAAUUAUCAGUACCAUCAUCACCAAAAAAAAGCUUUUUCUGCAAUAGCAGUCAAAAAAAUACAUUAAAAAAAAAAGAAACAAAUGAUUUUAAAACUGAAAUAUUAAUUUAUAAAAAUAACGAAUUAAAUAAUUACAAUAAAAAUUUGAUGAAUUCUACUAUAUAUAAUAAUGAUAUUAAUAAGCAUAAUUAUUUCAUGCCAACCUCUAAUAAUGUUUUUGUUAGAACUAGAUCAUUAACUCCCUAUUCAUGCAUAAAUAAAAGAAACAAUAAAGUAUCACCUUUAAAAAGUAUAUGCAUAAAUAGACAAAAAUCAUUACCAAUUGUUAAAACAAAAACAGAAAAACCAAUUUGCACACAUGAGGUUUCGUAUAUUUACUCUAAUCCCAAAAAUGUACAAAAUAUAAAUGAUGGUAUAAAUAAGUAUGGUGCUUCAUUACCACAAAUUUAUCCAAACAGCACCAAUUUAUACCCAUAUUAUUAUAAAAAUGAAGAAAACAAAAAAAAAUGUAAAUAUUAUGAUUCAAAAGGUUAUGUUAAAAAAUCUUCAAAUAAAUCCUCUACCAAAUGUUCCACUGGAUCUUCAAGCCAAAAUUCUUAUCGUUGUUCAACUUUAAAUUCAGAUGUUCAUUUUUUAAAUGAAAAAAUUAAAAAACUUCAUAAUAAAAUUAACAAUAUGAAUAAAGAAAAUAGUAACCAAAAUGAUUUAUUAAAAAUGUACAAGAACGAAUGCAAUCGUCUUAGAGAAUUAUUUGUAAAAAACAAUUUUGCAAAAAUUAACUCAACAAACAUUGGUAAUGUGGAUUAUGAAAAGGUAAACUUAAAAUUAGAAGAAGAAAAUGAAAAGUUAAGAAAUCAAAUGAAAACAUUAGGUAAAACUAUUUUAUCUAGUGAUGAUACUAAUGGAAUUAAAAAAGUUUUAGCUAAACAAAUAGUUGAUCUACAAGAAGAAAAUGAAAAAUAUAGAAACAAAAUUAAAUUAUUAAAAAAAAACAAUGAUAUUAAUAAUGAAGUAUUAUUUAAUUUAAAUAAAACAGACAUUUCAGCUGAUGCUAUUGAUAGCAUUUUUAUGCAAACCAAAAAUGUUAUUAUACAAGGGCAUGAAUCAAUAAAUAUUUUUUACUUAAAUUUAAGAAAUUUGGUUGAUAAAUUUUUUGAAAAAAUCAAAUGUAUCAUAAUGGAAAAUGAUUAUACAAAAAAAGAAAAAAUUUCGUAUAUAAACAAUUUAGAAGAAAUAAUUAAGUCAAAUUUUGAGGAGAUAAAUGAAAUAGUUCUGAAAAUAAACGAACUGAGAAAAAAUAUGAAAAAUGUGAAAGCUCAUAUUUUUGAUAUAAAUAGAGGAAACCCGUAUUGUUCAUGUAAGCCAUCAAGGAUUAUUUUAGAAGAGGAUAUUAAACAUCUAGAAAAAGAAUUACACAAACACUCAAUUUUAAUAAAAAAUUUAAGAAAAAAAAAUUUGUUUUUAAGUUUAAAUAACUUGUAUUUUCAUUAUAAUAAAGGGAAUGAAACUUAUGAUAAUUCAAAGGGAAUUUAUAGUGACAUUUAUGAAAAAAAAAAUAAAGAUAUAAUUUAUGAAAAAUAUGGUACAAUAAUGAAUUCUAAUUCAAAAGUAGAUAUUUCUCAUUUGGGUUCAUCAGAAAGUGAAAACAAACAUAAAAAUAACAAAAAGGAAGACAAUUUUCAAAAAAAAGAAGAUAAUAUACUUCAUUCGUUAGAUAAAAAUAGUAUUUUAAAAUUAGAUGAAAACUAUUCAACAAUGGACGACAAAAAUAUUAAUGAAGAAUAUCAUAGCAAAUUACAUGAAAAGAUAAAAAUUAUUGAAGAACAACUGAAUUCUUUAAACAACCAUAUAAAUUAUAAUUACGGUGGUGAUGAUUACGAAGAUAAUAAAAAAACAAUGAAAACUAAAAAAAAGGACGUAUUUUUAGUAGACAAAUUAAUAAAAAAUAUAAAAAAUGAUAAUAAUUAUUUUAAUGAUAUAGACAAAACAAGUAACUACAUGAAAAAGGAAAAUUUAAAGAUUGACAAUCAUAUGGAAAUAGAAAGUUCAUAUUCUGAAAAUGAAUCAUCACAUUCCUCAUCAUCCUACUCAUCAUCAUCUGAUGAAAAUGAAAAUUUAUCAUUAAAAAAAAAAAAAUGGAUUAGUGAUGAUGAAGUAGAAAGAAGCAAAAAUAAAAUGAUUGAAUUGCUAGCAUUGUUAAAAGGAAAAGAUAAUGAUGACUUAGUAGAAAAUACAAAGCUCUAUAUAAAUGCAUUUGGGAAACAUAAAUCACAAAACAAAUAUAAUUUAAGGAAAAUUUACGACAACCUAAAUGCUAUAAAAAAUACCAUUAAAAAUAAUGAUGAUGAUACUGAAAAGAACAUUCUAUCUCUAAUUGAAUCUCAAGCUAAUGAAAUCAAAAUAUUUGGAAAUUGUAUUGAUAACUUGAAAAAUACUGUAGCAUCGUAA
Molecule: messenger RNA, 3906 nt
Organism: Plasmodium gallinaceum
Lineage: Eukaryota; Apicomplexa; Aconoidasida; Haemosporida; Plasmodiidae
Product: conserved Plasmodium protein, unknown function
Exons: 15
Coding region: 1-3906 (1301 amino acids)
Source: RefSeq, a predicted model, not a curated record